AUGCGCGGCGGGGCCGGGCUGCCGCCGGGCGCGCCGUGCCAGGCCGAGAAGCCGUGCGCCGAGGGCGAGGCGGCGCAGCGCUGGCGCCGCUCGCUGGCCUCGCUGCUCUUCCUCACCGUGCUGCUGGCCGACCAGCUGUGGCUGUGCGCCGCCGCCGAGCUGCGCGCCCACGAGCGGGGGCCCCCCCCCGGCGACGACGAGGCCCCCCCCUGCGCGCCCCCCGCCCCCGCCGGCCUGCGCGGCGCCUGCAGCCCGCGCGCCCCCUGGCCGCCCGCGCCCCCGCCGCGCGCGCCCCCGCCGCCCGCCGCCCGCCUGUGGCAGCGCCACCUGGCCCGCUUCCGCCUGCCCUUCUGCGACCGCUACACCCUGCGGGACCUGCUGCUGGGCAUGGCCGGCCCCGAGAGCCUCGACUGCCGCCUCGACGCCCUGCUGGCCGACCUCCGCGGCGAGGCCUGCCCCGCCUGCCUCGAGGCCUACGCGCGCCUCGACCAACACGCUCAGGAAAAGUACCAGGACUUCCUCCUCCUGCUCGACAAGUUCCUGCCCGCCGACGACUACUCCGUCCGCUCCUGCCUGCGGGACUGCAAGGCUGUCUACAAGGCUUGGCUGUGCUCUGAAUAUUUCAAUGUGACACAGCUACAGUGCCAACGCCGGAUACCAUGCAAGCAAUACUGCCUGGAGGUACAGACAAGAUGCCCCUUUGUGUUGCCUGACAAUGAUGAACUGAUCUACGGAGGGCUGCCUGGCUUCAUCUGUACAGGGUUGCUAGAAAACCAAUUUCCCAACGCAGAAGCAAAGUGCUGUGAUGUGCAGUGGGACUCCUGUGACCGCCAGCCAGACAGCAACGACAACGCCUCCACCAAAUCCACAGAAUCAGAGUCAUUCCAUAAGCAACGCCAUGACACUCCCCUUCACCAGCAACAGCAUCACUAUCAUCUCUAUUACCAUCACCACCACCAGUACCACCAGCCCCACCCGUCACUGCUGCCAGUCUCUGCAGGGUCUCGCCUCAGCAACAGCAAAAUUCGGCUGUGUGUCCUCGUCCUUAUGCUCCUCCACACCAUGGUGUCCUUCUCAACGGUGCACAGCAGUGGGGCCAUCACCAGUGGGGGGCUGAGCUUGGAGGCCCUUCCCACUAUGGAUGAGAGCCUGGCCAGAGACGAGUGAACCAGAAGGGAAAGUAAACCUCCAGGCAGAAUGCCUGCUCUUUCCCAUCCAGGGGGGCACAUGCUAUUCCUCCAAUUGGAGGCACAGGACUGGGGGUGAUGCACACAUACCCAC
Euleptes europaea (tarantolino) is the source of this 1281-nucleotide messenger RNA. RefSeq names its product NALCN channel auxiliary factor 2 (gene NALF2). The transcript is spliced from 3 exons. Gene Ontology annotation, biological process: calcium ion import across plasma membrane. The record is from RefSeq and is a predicted model, not a curated record. Bases 1 to 1167 code for a protein of 388 amino acids. Gene Ontology annotation, molecular function: stretch-activated, monoatomic cation-selective, calcium channel activity. Gene Ontology annotation, cellular component: plasma membrane. NCBI's taxonomy places the organism in Eukaryota, Metazoa, Chordata, Lepidosauria, Squamata, Sphaerodactylidae.